AAAAAAAGUGUAUCAUUUAAAUAGGACAACUAUCAAUAACCAUAAAAAAAUAGGCAAUUAAAUUGGUACCGGUGUGUUCAUUAAUGACUCCAACAACCCAGCCAUAUAAUAUAAUACACUACGCGUUAAGGGCAAUAGCUUCAGCAAUGCUGUUGUUCCUCCAUGAAGGCCACGCAUCGAUAUGGAGGACUAGACUAUAUACAGUAGAUAUUAUAUUAUAUACCAUAUUGUAUAUAUAUAUUUAUUUACAAAUAAAAUUUAUACAAUCAAGUAAUCAACUCCUGUGACUUGCCUCCUUCCUAUCUCUCUGUCAAUCCACUUCCCUCUUUAAAAUUGGGAUAUUAUUCCCAGUAUCGAUAGUGAUCGAAGAGGAUGGAGCACUUUUGACGAUCACUGAGUAAAGCCCAGCUCCCAGUUUCAAGAUUUUGCAUUUUGGUUGGGAAAUAAAAAAAAAUUCUUCUGAACUCCAUCCGUCCCUGUUAUUCAUUUUGUUCAAGGCGCACAGAUUUUGGAGUUCUCAAUCAUCAUGCAGUGAUCUCAAUUACUUUAACUGGUGGAAUAGAGCCAGCUCAAUUCACAACAGCUGAGGAAUAUUGCAGGGACAAUUUUUGGUAGAUAAAAUGGAGAAAACUUAUCGAGCUCGUGUCAUGGUGUUUCCUUUUCAUGGACAAGGCCACAUUAACCCAAUGGUCCAAUUUGCUAAACGUUUGGCGUCAAAAGGAGUCAAAGUCACCAUAGCUACCACACUCUCUAACACCAAGACUAUGCAAGUUGGAGAUGGCUCAAUCAAGUUUGAACCAAUAUAUGAUGACUGCACUGAAGGUGGCUUGGGAGGACAAGGAGGAUUCAAGGGAUAUCUUGAGAGGUUUGAAGCGAGUGGCUCGCGGAACAUAGCUGAACUGAUCGGAAAACUAGAGAACUCCGAGUACCCUGUUAAGUGUCUGGUAUAUGAUGCCAAUAUAUUGUGGGCUCUGGAUAUAGCCAAGCGACUUGGGAUAGCCGGGGCUGCAUUUUUCACUCAGUCAUGUGCUGCUAUUGCUUGUUACUACCCCAUGUAUUACGAGUUAUUAGGUGAACCAUUGCCCUUGCCUGCUCUCUCGAUACCUGCACUGCCAGAGUUUAGAAUUCCCAACUUGCCUUCACUUGGUUCUGUCACAGAACGUUAUCCCCCAAUAAUACGUCACAUAUUGAACCAAUUCAACAACAUUGAUAAGGCAGAUUGGGUUCUUUUCAACUCUUUCCAUAAGUUGGAAGAAGAGGUGGUGAAAUGGAUGUCAAAUCUCUGGUCUGUUGGGUUAGUUGGACCCACAGUGCCUUCUGUUUACCUUGACAAGCGAGUGGACAAUGACAACGACUAUGGCUUCAAUCUUUAUGAGCCAAACGCUGAUGCCUGCAUGAAGUGGCUGGACACUAAGGGGACUGGGUCUGUUGUGUAUGUUUCAUUUGGGAGUGCUGCAAAUUUAAACGAGGACCAGAUCGCCGAAAUGGCAGCUGCGCUGAGGCAAAACGACGACGACAACAGCAACAGCUUCUUGUGGGUAGUGAAGCCAACCGAAGAGAGCAAGCUCCCUAGUAAUUUCGCGAAUGAGAUGUUGGGAAAAGGGUUGGUCGUGACAUGGUGCCCCCAGUUGGAAGUGUUAACCCAUCAUGCCGUGGGAUGCUUUGUAACGCACGCCGGAUGGAAUUCGACUAUGGAGGCAAUCAGCUUUGGGGUACCAAUGGUGGCAAUGCCGCAGUUCUUAGACCAAAUUACUAAUGCACAUUUUGUGGAGCAUGUUUGGGAAGUGGGAGUAAAACCCAAGGUGGAUGAGAAAGGACUUGCUACUAGAGAAGAAAUCCAACGAUGCAUCCGGGAAAUUUUGCAUGGAGAGAGAGGAGAAGAGAUCAAGAAGAAUGCCAUUAAGUGGAAGGGGCUGGCCAAGGAGGCAGUGUGUGAGAAUGGGAGUUCGGAUAAGUAUAUUGAUGAAAUUAUUGCUCGUCUUGUGCCCACCUAAUUACUUGUUUUUAAAGUCUCAGAGAUUUCUGGGUUUUUCUUUACCGGGACCUUUUUAAGUACUGGCAUACUGAGCUACAGAUUCAUGGGUUGAGUAGUCCUAAUUACAGCAGCCUGAUUCUUGUUUGACAAUGCCCCAUUCUGAGUUAUUUGAUUUGUUACUUUUGCUAAAGAAUUGUAUUCGAAUAAGAACUCUAUUUAUCGAGUAUUCGAAUUCAAAAGUCAACCCUUAAAA
Molecule: messenger RNA, 2228 nt
Organism: Cornus florida
Lineage: Eukaryota; Viridiplantae; Streptophyta; Magnoliopsida; Cornales; Cornaceae
Product: UDP-glycosyltransferase 74G1-like
Exons: 4
Coding region: 621-1994 (457 amino acids)
Molecular function (GO): UDP-glycosyltransferase activity
Source: RefSeq, a predicted model, not a curated record